UUUCCAUCUUGCGCCAUGGGGAAGAAGGGCAAAGUCGGGAAGAGCCGGCGGGACAAGUUCUACCACUUGGCAAAGGAGACCGGCUUCCGUUCCCGCUCCGCCUUUAAGUUGAUCCAGCUGAAUCGCCGCUUCCAGUUCUUGCAGAAAGCCCGGGCCUUGCUGGACCUGUGCGCGGCGCCUGGGGGAUGGCUGCAGGUGGCUUCCAAGUUUAUGCCAGUGUCCAGCCUUAUUGUGGGGGUGGACCUGGUUCCAAUUAAGCCCAUUCCCAAUGUGGUUACACUGCAAGAGGAUAUCACAACUGAAAAGUGCCGCCAAGCUCUCAGGAAGGAGCUAAAGACUUGGAAGGUUGAUGUUGUGCUCAAUGAUGGGGCUCCUAACGUAGGGGCUAGCUGGGUCCAUGAUGCUUACUCACAAGCCCACCUGACCUUGAUGGCACUUCGUCUGACUUGUGAUUUCCUGGCACGUGGUGGCUGCUUUAUCACUAAGGUUUUCCGCUCCCGUGACUACCAACCCCUUCUCUGGAUUUUCCAGCAGCUAUUUCGCCAUGUUCAGGCAACUAAGCCCCAGGCCUCUCGACAGGAAUCUGCAGAGAUCUUUGUGGUCUGCCAGGGUUUCCUGGCUCCUGAUAAGAUUGACAGUAAAUUCUUUGACCCCAAAUUUGCCUUUAAAGAGGUUGAAGUUCAGGCCAAGACUGUGACUGAAUUGGUAACCAAGAAGAAGCCCAAGGCUGAGGGCUAUGCUGAAGGUGACCUUACUCUCUAUCAUCGGGUCUCUAUCACUGACUUCCUCCGAGCUGCCAAUCCUGUUGACUUCCUCUCCAAAGCUAGUGAGAUCAUGCUGGAUGAUAAGGAAUUGGAGCAGCAUCCAGCCACUAGUGAGGAUGUAAAGGUGUACUGCCAGGACAUCAAAGUGCUAGGGCGAAAAGAGCUCAGGUCCCUACUGAAUUGGAGAACAAAGCUUCGUCGAUUCGUGGCCAAGAAAUUAAAAGAUCAGGCAAAGUUACUGGACAUCAGUCUGAGCUCUGGAGAGGAGGAGGAGGAGAAGGAAGAGGAACAAAAAGAAGGAAAAAAGACAACAGUUGCUGCUGAGGAUGCUGAGGAGGAGGAGGAGUUGGACAGGGCUCUUGCAGAAAUGAAGGCCCAGGAGGUAGCAGAGCUGAAGAGGAAGAAAAAAAAGCUGCUUCAGGAGCAGAGGAAACAACGUGAGCGAGUAGAACUAAAGAUGGAUUUGCCUGGAGUGUCCAUUGCAGAUGAUGGUGAAACUGGGAUGUUUUCCCUGCGCACAAUCCGUGGCCACCAGCUACUACAGGAAGUGGCACAAGGCAAUAUGGGGACUGCAGACAAAUUCCUGUUGGAGGAACCAGAGAGUGAUAUCUAUUUAUCUGAUGAAGAGAGUGAGGUUGCUGAUGAUGAAUCUCUGGCUAGUGACCUGGACCCUGAAGAGCUUGUGGGAGUUAAGGGAUACAAGGCUCCUCCGUCUCAAAAAUGUGUAAAGUUUGCAGAGCAACCGCAUCAAGAGGAAGAACAACAAGAGAAUCCUCUUUUGGUACCACUGGAGGAAAGGACUGUCCUUCAGGAAGAACAAACCAACCUGUGGUUUUCCAAAGGUGGUUUUGCUGGGAUUGAAGAUGAUGAAGAUCAGGCUGUGGAGAUAAGCCAGGCUCAGCUGUUGUAUGAGAGCCACUGUAAAGAAAAACAGAAACUCCAGCCAAAGCCUAUGAAUUCAAAAAGUGCAGAGGUGCCUCCCCAACAUCAGGCCCAGAGCACCAGCACAGGAGAGCCAGUCAUUGAAGAAAAUGCAGCCACUUCUGCUAGAGAGACCAGCAGUUCAGACAGUGAUAGCAGCAGUGAAGAUGAGAGAAAAUUAAGUAAAGGUCCCCGAGGUAAGAAGCGAGGCCAUUUGAUAGAGCCAGAAGAUGGAUUUGUGGUGGUGCCUAUUGAGAAUCCAGUCAAACGCCAGAUAUUGAACCCAGAAGGUCUAGCUCUUGGUGCCAUGAUUGCCUCUUCCCGGAAAGCACGGCGAGAUCUCAUAGAUGACUCCUUUAGUAGGUAUACAUACAAUGAGGAGGAAGAGGACCUCCCUGAGUGGUUUGUGCAAGAUGAAAAGCAGUAUCGAAUUCGGCCAUUGCCCUUGGAUAAAAAGACAGUGGAGGAGUACCGGAAACGCUGGCGUGAAAUUAAUGCUCGGCCCAUCAAAAAAGUGGCUGAGGCCAAGGCCCGAAAGAAACGUAGAAUGUUAAAGAAAAUGGAGCAGACUAAGCGGAAGGCAGAGGCUGUGGUAAAUACAGUGGACAUCUCUGAGCGGGAGAAGAUGGCCCAGUUGCGAAGCCUCUACAAGAAGGCUGGGCUUGGCAAGGAGAAACGCCAGGUUACCUAUGUUGUGGCUAAAAAAGGUGUGGGUCGGAAGGUAAGAAGACCUGCUGGAGUCAAAGGUCACUUUAAAGUGGUGGAUACAAGGAUGAAAAAGGACCUGAGGGCACAACAACGGAAGGAGCAGCAGCACAAAGGCCACAAAGGCAGGAGGAGGAAGUGAAAGACAGGAUCCAGAAGGAUUAUAGAGAAUUGCUGAGCUAUUUCCUCUUCCUAGGACCUGGACAAGUUUCAAACUUGCCUCAUUUUUUCUGUGGAAAGAAAAGCUGAUGUUCAUAUCACAGCCCUCUGUAGUUAAUGGUUUUCUGGUACUGGUCACUGACCAAUAUUUUGUACUGUUCUGUUCCCUUGUGAGAAAAGGCAACUAUGGAAAAUAAAAGCUUCAAAAAAGGUAGAGGUAUAAAUUUAAGGGGACACAUU
Gracilinanus agilis (Agile Gracile Mouse Opossum) is the source of this 2789-nucleotide messenger RNA. It is a transcript of the gene FTSJ3, whose product is annotated as FtsJ RNA 2'-O-methyltransferase 3. The record is from RefSeq and is a predicted model, not a curated record. The transcript is spliced from 20 exons. Gene Ontology annotation, cellular component: nucleus; preribosome, large subunit precursor; nucleolus. Gene Ontology annotation, molecular function: rRNA (uridine-2'-O-ribose)-methyltransferase activity; rRNA (guanine) methyltransferase activity. NCBI's taxonomy places the organism in Eukaryota, Metazoa, Chordata, Mammalia, Didelphimorphia, Didelphidae. Gene Ontology annotation, biological process: maturation of LSU-rRNA from tricistronic rRNA transcript (SSU-rRNA, 5.8S rRNA, LSU-rRNA); rRNA methylation; maturation of 5.8S rRNA from tricistronic rRNA transcript (SSU-rRNA, 5.8S rRNA, LSU-rRNA). The coding region runs from base 16 to 2532 and encodes 838 amino acids.